AUGCAACUGGGAGCCAUCUUUCCGCAGACCGAGAUCGGGGCCGACCCCGCUGGGGUGCGCGAUUUCGCUCAGGCCGCCGAGGACCUGGGCUACGAACACCUGCUGGUGUUCGACCACGUGCUGGGCGCCGACGCCAGCAAGCGAGAUUCGUGGGAGCGACCCUACAGUUCGGUGGAUACGUUCCACGAACCCUUCGUUCUCUUUGGAUACCUUGGAGCCAUCACCCAGAAGCUGGAGUUCGUUACCGGCGUGCUGAUACUGAGUCAGCGUCAGACCGCCCUGGUUGCCAAGCAGGCCGCCGAGGUGGACGUGCUGACAGGUGGCCGCCUGCGCCUCGGCAUCGGCGUCGGCUGGAAUGACGUUGAGUACGAGGGGCUUAACGAGGACUUCAGCAACCGGGGGCGCCGCUCCGCCGAGCAGAUCGAGGUCAUGCGCCAGCUGUGGACCCAGGACGUCGUGGACUUCCACGGCCGUUACCACAACAUCACCCACGCCGGGAUCAACCCCCGGCCAGCGAAGUCUAUCCCCGUCUGGCCCAUGGAGUUGAUCGGGCCGAAGGACACCAGUCCCAUGGCAUUGAGGAGGCUGAGUGCCGCAAUCCCGAAAGAGUUGUAG
Molecule: messenger RNA, 615 nt
Organism: Geodia barretti
Lineage: Eukaryota; Metazoa; Porifera; Demospongiae; Tetractinellida; Geodiidae
Source: the annotation of a GenBank genome assembly